CCUGGCUGUUUGUUCCUCUUUGCUCCUCUCCCGCAAACCCUAAAGAUCACAUUUUUCUAUUCCUUCUCUUCAGCUUAGCCGUUUCCCGUCUAACCCCAUCCUUCUCUCUACUCGUCAUCAAUUACCCAGCAAAGUUUUCUGCUGCUUCGUUUUUGGACGAAGAUCGGACUUGCUUGUUGCUCCACAGCCUCCUCCACUGAUCAAAUCGAUCAUAACUCGUGAAAACAAAUCGAUUCUCCUUUUCCCUCGCUACACGUACUUUCCACCGCUGCUUUUAUCUUUGUCGGUGGAAUAUCCCCCAUCUGAUAGAAGAUUUGACUGACUGGGAUCUCUCUCGUUCUCAAUCCACUUUGAUCCCAAAAUAUUUUCUUUCUACUUUUUCUUAGUUGAAAACAAGAUACUACAUUGUUCACGUAUCCUUGUUUGAUCAGAUAAACAAUUGCUGUGAGUGUUAGUUGAAGAUGGUUGGAGGUGGUGUAAACAGGAAGGACGAUGCUUUGGUUUUGAACAGUACUAACGUUUUCGCUGCUCUUGGAACCUUGAGAAAGAAGAAGAAGUCGGACAAGGAGUCGGGUUCAUCUAAGGUGAAAAGUUCUUCCAAAAAGCAAGAGGAGAAAGUAGGGGAGCCACAGGUUUUCUGGACUCCAUCUAAGUUAACAGCAAAAUCUUGGGCUGAUGUUGAUGAUGAUGAUGACGAUGAUUACUAUGCAACCACGGCUCCCCCUCAAGUCGUUUGGGCUGAUGCAGCUGAUUCAACUGAUAAGGAUGAGAAUCCUGCACUUUUAGAGGGAAGUGAAAGUGAAGAAGAAGGUCUCGAUGAAGUUGAGGACGAGAAUGAAGAACAUGAUCAAGAAGAAGCCAAUUUGCCAGUUGAAAAAGAUUUGGUUUUUACCAAAGUUCCAGAAGUUUCUUUACCACCCAAGGAUGCAGAAAGGCAGCUCUCAAAGAAAGAACUGAAGAAGAAAGAGCUUGCUGAGCUAGAUGCUGUUCUAGCUGAGCUAGGUUUAAACAAAUCUGAGGAAACCAGCGAGAAGAUCGAUUCUCUUGGUAGUAGUAUACAAGAGAAGAAGAUGGAGAAUCCAGACGGAGGAAUGGAGGAGGACAAGAAAGAGAGCAAAUCUGCUAAGAAGAAGAAAAAGAAGGAGAAGGUGGUGCGGAAGGAGGAAGAUUUGUCGAAUGACAACAACACAGUGGCGAAUGGAACUGAUGAAGCAACAGCAGAGGAUUCAAACAUAGUAGACUUGAAAGAGAAAUUUAAGAAACUAGCUUCACUGAAGAAGAAGAAAUCAACCAAGGAAAUGGAUGCUGCAGGAAGAGCUGCCUCAAGUGAAGCUGCAGCUAGAACCGCAAAACUUGCUGCUGCCAAGAAAAAGGAGAAGAACCACUAUAACCAGCAGCCAGUGCGGUAAGAAAGGAGAUUGUUGCAUUUUGAUAUGAUACCCGUUCAUUUUGUCUGUUUUUGGUUGGAGAUUUAGAAAACAGUAGCAGAUUGAAACUAGCACAGUUUCUCUAAUGUAUUAGUACUCUACUCAUUCAAUUCUUAUUUAGAACAGUUUCUUUCAAAUCAUCUCAAAAUAUGCUCAAAUAUAAACUACUUUCAAGAUCA
Messenger RNA from Impatiens glandulifera, 1606 nucleotides. RefSeq names its product stress response protein NST1-like. The transcript has 3 exons. Bases 462 to 1409 code for a protein of 315 amino acids. The record is from RefSeq and is a predicted model, not a curated record. NCBI's taxonomy places the organism in Eukaryota, Viridiplantae, Streptophyta, Magnoliopsida, Ericales, Balsaminaceae.